This is a messenger RNA of Cicer arietinum (chickpea), 1663 nucleotides long. RefSeq names its product B-box zinc finger protein 24. Gene Ontology annotation, molecular function: zinc ion binding. Gene Ontology annotation, biological process: regulation of DNA-templated transcription; photomorphogenesis. Gene Ontology annotation, cellular component: nucleus. The record is from RefSeq and is a predicted model, not a curated record. Lineage: Eukaryota; Viridiplantae; Streptophyta; Magnoliopsida; Fabales; Fabaceae.
CCCCACUCUACCUGUUUCUUAUACGUAACAUAACAACAUAACAUCUAAUAAAAAUCCUUAUCUUCUCUUUCACACAAUCACAACCAUUUUCCAUGGUCCAGAUUAACACAUUAUUCAUUAGCUACCACUUUCAUUUCACUCAUUUUUUCUUUCUUUUGUUCUGAAGUUCUAAUCUUUUUACCCACCCCAAUAACAUUUUUCCCUUUUUUGGCUUCAAAAACCAAAAGGGUGUGGAAUAUUUUACCAAAAAAGUAGUUUAAAUUACUUGUUUGAAGAGAGAAGCUGAAAAUAAUAAGAAAAAGAAGAUGAAAAUUCAGUGUGAUGUGUGUGAGAAAGCUCCUGCUACUGUGAUUUGUUGUGCUGAUGAAGCUGCUUUGUGUACCAAAUGUGAUGUUGAAGUUCAUGCUGCUAAUAAACUUGCUAGCAAGCAUCAAAGGCUUCUUCUCAAUUCUUUAUCUAACAAGCUUCCCAAAUGUGACAUAUGCCAAGAUAAGGCAGCUUUCAUAUUUUGUGUUGAAGACAGAGCACUCUUCUGUAAGGACUGCGACGAACCGAUUCACGUAGCUGGUAGUCUUUCUGCGAACCACCAGCGCUUCCUUGCGACCGGAAUCCGUGUGGCUUUGGGUUCGAGUUGCGCCAAAGGUAACGAGAAAAGCCAAGUGGAACCAUCAAAACCAGACACACAACAAGUUCCUGUGAAAGUUCCUUCUCAGCAAGUGCCUAGUGUUGCAUCCUCUUGGGCUGUUGAUUACUUAUUGGAAUUAAGUGACUUUGAUUCGCCAGACAAAAAGCAAUCCUUGGAGUUUGGAGAGCUUGAAUGGCUAGCAGACACAGGUAUUUUCAACGAACAGUUUCCUCAUGAAGGUUUAGAUGCAGCUGAAGUUCCACAACUUUCGGUAACGCACACCAGCAGUGUUGCCUCAUAUAAAGCCCCUAAAUCCUAUAUGUCUUACAAAAAGCCUAGGAUUGAAGUCCUAAAACAAGAUGAUGAUGAUGAUGAGCACUUCACAGUGCCUGAUCUUGGUUAAUGCACGACAAUCUGAACUGGUCCGGUCCAUGAAUCUGUUGAUCAAUUAGUUUAUAUGCAUACUUCUCUAAAGAUGCUAAGUACUCAAAGUAUGUUAACUAGCUGUGUGUAGUAUCAGAUUUUAGUAGCUUCGAGUCAAUUCGAAGUUCAGAAAAGCGUAGAAUUAUACCUUAAGGUGUUAAAUUUAGCAUGGCGUUUGUGAUCAUUGUUUCUAACCCUAGAGGUGCUCACAACCCUCCAUGCAAAAUUGGGUGUUUUAUGUUUUGUAUGGUUGUUUUUUAAGACCACUUUGGUCUAAUUGCUACACUGAGGGCGUGCGGUAAGGUGUCAGUCUUAUGUGAUUUCAAAAUUUACGAGAAAUCAAAUCAAUCGAUUAUCUUGACCCGUUCUAAAGGAACAUAUACAAGAAAUCAGCAGACAGUGUUCGGGUGCCUCAGGCAGUGUCAACACAUGGCCUUCUACACUUCAAAUUGUAUUUGAAGCUUACAUUACUCAUGAAGAAUAGUUGUUGUGUAUGAUAGAAACAGGUCACCAAAUCACCGGAAAGUUGGAUUUUGGCUGUCAAAUAUCUAAGUUGCUUGCACACAUGGUGUGUUGCCUUAAAGCUAUAAUGCAUUCAGUUGCUUGUGACUAUGA